This is a messenger RNA of Penicillium cataractarum, 1014 nucleotides long. RefSeq lists its product as uncharacterized. Gene Ontology annotation, cellular component: THO complex part of transcription export complex. The record is from RefSeq and is a predicted model, not a curated record. The transcript has 2 exons. NCBI's taxonomy places the organism in Eukaryota, Fungi, Ascomycota, Eurotiomycetes, Eurotiales, Aspergillaceae. The coding region runs from base 1 to 1014 and encodes 337 amino acids. Gene Ontology annotation, biological process: mRNA processing.
AUGGCCUCCUACGGGCUUUUAGGCCAGCCAGAAGAAGACGCCCUCCACAAGUCGCGUCUUCUGAACGUCGAAGAAAAGCCAUUCAAGCGCAUCUCCAAACGUCUACUCAACCCAGACUCACUCGUCAUCUCCAAUUCCUCCCUUCCGCUCACUCCUCCCCCCGACGAAUUCGACGCCGACACGGCCACCGGCCCAGAAGCCAAAAGGCAAAAGCGACUGGAGGAAUGGCGCACCUUUCGCGAAGAUGUGACACUCGACUUUGCCGCAUUUGAAGGCAGCAUUGCCCGAAUUCAAUUCCUCCUCAAUAGCAACGAGGCCGAGCGCCAACGAUACGCGACCGAGAAGUUGGCCAUUCUGGAUACGAUGCAGUCGGUCCGCCAGAAUACAACCGAGCUUCGCACUCAACUAGAGGAAGCACAAAGGUUGCUCGCUCUGCGCAAGAGCUACGAUGACCUCGCGGAUAAGAUUACCAGCAACCGCCUGCUGAAGCCGCGGGAGGACCAACAAGCAAAUCUGCAGAAACUGCAAAUGGAGAUUACCGAGUUGGAGAAGGAGAGCAAGGACUAUGCGACGACGUGGGCAGACCGGAGAGAACAGUUCGGUCGGAUUGUGGAGGAAGGAAUGCAGCUCCGUCGCUUGAUUCGUGAUGAAAAGGAAGAAGUCGAGCGACGGGAAGGCAUGCAGGAGGGCGAAGAUGGCGAUGAGGGUGAUGCUACUUCAAAGGGAAAACCCAGCGCUGCCAACAGCCCUCUCCCCGAGGGCGAGAGCAUGACCCCCUCGCAACAUAGCCAGGACGAGAGUAGCCGGUUACAAGUUGAAAAGGCCUCCGGUGCAACGGGAGCCGCUUCUCCACUUCGACAGGCCAUCAGCGCAGAUGGAGACAAAGGUUCGACGGAUCGAGAAGAUACCAAUAUGGUGGACGAGGGCGAGAUCACAGCCGAGGAUGCAGGAGAACAAUCCGAUGAGCUAGAGGAAGGGGAAGAGCUGCCGGACGAGAGAAUGGAUAUCUCGUGA